CAACAGCUUCUCUACUCGCCAUGAGCUCAGAGACAUGAUGGAGAACUGAUUGAGUCUUCCAGAAGAAACCUUCAAUAACUUAAACUUGUUCUUUCGCCACAAUUAAUUGCCAAAGGCAAAGUAUAGGAAAUCAAUGUGAAAGAAACCAAGAUGGCAGAAGUCCCUGGAUAUGUUCGCAGUCUGGAGAUCCCGUCAAAGAGGCCAAAAGUCACAGAUGACCCCGUCAUUCCAGAUACUGGGGCUGCAUCGCAGGAACCCACACUGCCAGUUUUCAACCGUAAACUUCGGAAAGCAGCAGUAGGAACAGGCUGCGACAUCCGACUCAGAGUAUCGGUGGCAGGAUUUCCGAAACCCACGCUCACCUGGUACCACAACGACGAGCCCAUCCCUCCUUCAGCGGCCCAGGACUCGGGGGGUCUGUGGAUCCGAGACUGCCGCACCAGCGAUGCCGGCUUGUAUACCUGCGUGGCGACCAAUGAGCUGGGAGAGGCAACAUGCAGUGCUGUGCUGGCCAUCAUGGACCUUGGUGAAGACUCUGAGGCGACAGAGGAUGAGACCACAGAACCCCAGAUGGAAACCAAGGAAGGGGCCGGGAGGCACCAAGACAAGGCUGGACGGAGAGGACCUUCAGGUGAGGGAGGAGGGCUGAUGGAUUAUAACCCGGACGCUCCAGAUCGCAGAGCCACCCUCCCUGGCGCGUAUGACCCAGUCGUGGAGCGAGAGCUUCGCACUCUGGGCUCCCGUCCUCCAGGGCCCCACAUGGACCCCACUAAUCCAGCCAGGACUCAAACAGUUGACCAAUCGCAGGAGCUCUCCUCUCGUGUCCCCCUGUCUUGUCCCACCACUCACAAAAACAGCAUCGGUACCCCAAACCGAGACCUGGACAAACCCAAGCCUUCAGAUCCCUGGUCCUCUAAAACUGACCAGUCAUCUAGUGUUGCUAUGAAACCCAAACUGGCUCGUGCAGGGCCCAGGAUCUCUGACAAGGUUCGUGCUUAUGAGGAUGUGACAGAAGGAUUAGGUGCCGUUUCAGGCUUUGGACGGGCAAGGUCCUUUGAUUUGGGUGACAGCGUGAAGAAAACCGGAGGCCCAGAUAAAGGAGACAAGCAAAUCCUUCAGGGCUCGGCUCAGAAGCGAGCAGCAUUCAAGCAACGGGCUUCGUCUUUGGAAGACAAGAUGAGCUACUCCCAGAAGGUCCAGAGCUACCAGAACAAAUUCACAGAAGAGCUCCAGAGGAUCAAGAAGCUUGUGGGCAAGCCGAGUUUGAAGAAGGCAUACUCUACAGAACAGCUGUCACAGAAAGAGAGGCCGCCUGUGGGGAAACUAGAGCCCAUUCCUCCUCAAGUGGUGAAAAAGUUGGAGGCAAGGGAGCGAGCCAUAGAGGAAGCAAAAGUUGUAGAGAGGGAAGGAGGCGGCAGAAAGAGGAUUCCUCCCCAGACCAAAGACAUCGAUCUGGGGAAUCGAAGAAAAGACCCUGAAAAGGAUAAGGUGACACUGCCAGAUUUACAGGGGAAGCCAGUGAACAGCUCAUCACAAGGACAUAGUGGGAAAGACACUGUUACCAUGGAUACAGCACCAGUUCACCAGUUACCAGGGCAACCAUUGCCAACAGUCACAGGGAAAAGCCUCACCAGCUUCACAGCAGCUGACAAAGACACACUUGUUGCCAAGUCCUCGUCCUCCAGCAGGGACCUGGGGAUGGAUUUAAAGAGAGACACCAAGCUGGACAGCAACAGAGCCGGCCGCAGGUCACCCAGCCCAAACGAGAGGACAGGCUCCCAGUGUCCACCCAAGCCCCCUCGACUCAGUCCAUCGCCUAGCCCGGGUUUCAGCCCCCUCUUAAAGAAGAGGAAGGCAGAUGUGGGGAGGACGUCCCCUGCGUUGAAAGUGAACAUCCCCACGAUCCUGGUGGAGGACGAGCCCAUGGAGAUGGAGUGUGCUGCAGACAGGAGCAAGAGGAAAGAAGGCAGAGUUCGUAAGAGCAAAAGAAGUUCUGCUCAACCCCGCUCUCCAGAGGAAGGAGCCUCAUCCGAUGACUCUUACCUGUCGGCUGAUGAGGAUCCGGCUGAGCCCCCGCGGUUUGAGAGGCCUCUCGCGGCCACCGCAGCAGCCAUUGGCUCAGAGGUCAAACUCAAAUGUGUCAUCACAGGGAACCCAACUCCUACAGUGACAUGGAGGAAGGAUAAUGCGGAGAUACGGAGCGAUGCCUUCCAUGUGGUGAAGGCUGCGGGUGACGAGCACAGCCUGGCAAUAAAGCAGAUGAGGCCGAACAAUGCCGGGUCGUACUGCGUCACAGCUGUCAGCACGGCGGGCAAAGCGUCCUGCAGUGCCGCACUCCACGUCCAGUCAGAGCCGACCCACAUGGAGCGUGGAAAACCAACAGUUCCCCUGGAAGUAGGCAGUCUGAUUCAGUCAGAUGAGGAGUAUCUGAGUCCACAGGAGGAGGUGAUGGAGGUUGAGGACAAAAGUGUCCUCUUCAAAGAGCCCCCCUCAUUUCAGGUGGAACCAUGUGAUCAGGGAAUCACUGAGGGUCAAGACCUCAUCAUCUCAGCGAAGGUCAGAGGGCACCCCAGACCCAUGACUUACUGGUUGAGAGAUGGAGUCACGGUGAGGACGGCAGGGCGCUUCACUGUGCGAGAGAUGAACGACGGCACCAGGGAAAUGAGAAUCAGCCCGGCUCACAGGUCGGACGCCGGGCUUUACGUCUGCAAGAUCAUCAGCGAGUACGGAAGCAAGCAGGCUGAGUGCAGAGUGGAGGUCGUAGCAGCCACGGUGCACACAUCGCUGGGAAUCAGCCGGCAGGUGAAAGACGUGGCUGCGAGGGCAGGAGAGUCGGCCAUGUUUGAGUGUUACAUCACGGGACCUCCAGAUGUGGAUGUGGACUGGCUGUCCAAUGGGAAACUGAUCCAGCCCGCGCUCCUCAACUGCAAGAUGCAUUUUGAUGGAAAGAGGUGCCGCUUACUGCUGAAUUCAGUACACGAGGAUGACAGUGGGACGUACACCUGCAAGCUCAGCACUGCCAAAGAGGAGUUGACCUCCAGUGCAAACCUGCGGGUCACUCCUUCCAAGGAGCCUCUGUUCACGCGUAAACUGGACAUCCUGGAGGUCAUCGAGGGCCGCACGGCCCGCUUCGACUGUAAGGUGAGCGGAUCGCCUGCUCCCAGAGUCAAAUGGAUGCAUUUUGAUGCGGAAGUGGAAGAGAGUGAAAAUAUUCACAUCCUUCAAGAGGGUGGCCGUCACUCACUUGUCAUCACCCACGUCAGCAGUGACACCGAGGGCUUCUACACGGCACUUGCUCAAAAUGUCCACGGGAAAGCCGAAUGUACCGCCGAGCUGUACGUGCUAGAACCACGGGCUGCCAUCACAUCUCACAUGGCCAAGUUGGAAAAGAUGCCGUCCAUCCCAGAGGAGCCUGAGGGUGUGGAGGGUGAGGUGGAGAGGAGGACCAUGCCGGACUUUGUCAAACCCCUCGCCGACAUGGACGUCACUGAAGGGAAGGAGGUGGUGCUGGAGUGCAUGGUGGCGGGUCUGCCUUACCCGACCAUCGCCUGGUACCACAACGGCAAGCGGAUUGAGAGCAGCGAAGAGCGGAAAAUGACCCAGUACAGGGAUGUCCACAAUCUGGUCAUUCGGAGCGCUUGUCAUGCUCAUGGGGGCGUCUACAAAGCUGUCAUCUCCAACAAAGUGGGCAAAGCAGCUUGUUAUGCACAUCUAUAUGUUUCAGAUAUAGUUCCUGAUCCACCUGAUGGUCCUCCAGUGAUAGAAGCCAUUACAGGGAAAACGAUAAGUCUCAGCUGGAAGAGACCAAAGAGACUUGACCCUUCACUUGACGCAAGCUCGUUGCUGUAUGUGGUCCAGCAGCAGCCUCUGGGCUCGACCCAAUGGUCUGUCAUUGCAUCAAACCUGAAGGAGACCAGCUACACCGCCACCUCACUGUCUAAGGGGGUUCGCUACGCUUUCAGAGUCCUGACAUCCACUGGCAAGACACAGAGCAAACCGUCACCCUCCACUGACCUGGUCCAGCUCCUGGAUAGAGGGCCUUAUCUGAGGAAAGCACCGGUCAUUUUGGACAAACCAGACAUCAUGUAUGUGGUGGAGAACCAACCUGCCAGUGUCACCAUUACACUCAAUCAUGUGCAGGCAGUUAUCACCUGGAAGAGGAGGGGAGUGGUGCUGGUCAACAGGCCGGGGUUGUUCGAGAUGAGCAUGCCGGACGACGAUCAGCACACGCUGAAGCUCCAGAGGGUCAGGAGCACAGACGUGGGCCAGUUGGUGGUGACGGCCAGCAACCAGUUUGGCAGCGAUCUCUGUACGCUUCAGCUAGCUUUGGCAGUGCCACCCAAGUUUGAAACCAUCAUGGAGGAUGUGGAUGUGCACAUGGGGGAGACGUGUCGACUGGCUGUUGUGGUUGAAGGGAAACCAGAUCCAGAUAUUCUGUGGUAUAAGGAUGACGUGCUUCUCAGUGAAAGCAGCCACUUCACAUUCGUUUACGAUGACCCCGAAUAUUCCCUCGUCGUACUCAACGCUCGCCCCGAGCAUUCCGGCGUCUACACCUGCACAGCCAAGAACCUGGCCGGCUCCAACUCCUGCAAGGCUGAACUCACAGUCCACACAGAGCGACAAGAAGCAGAGGAGCCAAUGGAGGAUGAGGGAACCAUUCUGAGGAAGAUGAGGCGUUUGACGGAUUACUACGAUAUCCACAAAGAGAUCGGGAGGGGCACCUUCUCCUAUGUGAAGAGAGUGACUCAGAAGAAGGGAAAGGCAGAGUUUGCAGCAAAGUUCAUCUCAGCCCGAGGACGGAGAAAAGCUCUGGCCCUGAGAGAGAUGGACCUUCUGUCUGAGCUGGACAACGAGAAAAUUCUCUAUUUCCACGAUGCCUUUGAGAAGAAGGACGUGGUGGUGCUCAUCACAGAGUUAUGUCACGAGGAGUUCCUGGACAGAAUGACCAAAAAAACAACAGUCAUGGAGCUGGAGAUACGCAGUAGCAUUCAGCAGCUUUUGGAAGGACUUGGUUAUCUUCACCAAAAAAACAUCGCCCAUCUUGAUAUAAAGCCAGAAAACAUUUUAAUGGCGCGUCCUGGCCGUGACCAGAUUCGCAUUUGUGACUUUGGAAAUGCAAUAAAACUGGAGGCUUCGGAUCAGUACUACUGCAAGUAUGGCACGCCAGAAUACGUCGCUCCAGAGAUUGUGAACCAAACUCCCGUGUCCACGGCAACAGACAUAUGGCCUGUUGGCGUCAUCACUUACCUCUGUUUGACUGGUGUGUCUCCUUUCGCUGGUGAGAACGACAGGGCCAGUGCCUUAAACAUCCGUAACUACAAUGUGGCGUUUGAGGAGAGCAUGUUUUCUGACUUGUGCAAAGAAGCAAAGGGGUUUGUCAUCAAGCUUCUGGUGGUGGACAGACUGAGGCCCAGUGCCAUCGAGUGCCUUCGUCAUCCUUGGUUCAAGUCGCAAACAAACAAGAGCAUCAGUACAGCGAUGCUAAAGCAGGUUUUGUCAAGAAGAAGAUGGCAGCGUUCCCUCAUCAGCUACAAGGCCAAGAUGGUGAUGCGGUCCAUACCGGAAGUCCUGAACGACUCAUCCAGUCAUGUCUCUAUUGCCGUGGCUCGGCAUUUAAAAGAAGGCUCCCCACAACUUUCCUCUUCCUCUGAUUCAGAUGCAGAUGUAGAUGAGCUUCCCUUCAUUCCUAUGCCAUUGUCCAUGGUGUUCUCUGGCUCCAGAGUCUCCCUUAAUGAGAUCCCAGGGGAUGAAGAUGUCACUGGAUGGCCCAGUGUUGCAGCUAAUGGAAAAAGAAAGCAGGACAAUAUGGAGCUAGCAAGCACAAGAGGAGGGGCUACAAAAAGGUUGGCAGAUGAAGGGGAAACCCCAAAAGGGGAGAAAAUGGAGACAAAACGAGUUGGCCUUAAAAAGGGAUCGAGUGUGGAGUCAGAUGAAUCAGAGACAAAAGCAAGGAGGGGUACCAUGAGGAGGGGAAGCUCUGCUGAUUCAGCACUGCUUCUCCACAUUGACCCAGAAAAGGAAGACAGCAAUGAGGACUCAGAGAAAAGUAACAGUCUGAAAAAGUCAGUUUCUAUGGAGCUACCCAAUCGCAGCCCAAGCCCUGGGGCAGCAAAGUUAAGCCAGGAGGAUUAUGCCCUAAAAUUAGAAUUGAUGAGACAGCGGCUGCUCAGGGGGGGAAACAUCGACAAAAAGAUGAGCGGCCUGCGAGGACCCUUGUUUGAAACACUUGGUAUUGAGGAACAGAGGCAAACAGAGUCUCUUGAUCGCAAUUUGAGGAGAUCUAGAGCCGGACCAUCAACAAUCACCAGAGCAGCAUCUUCUGAGAGUCCUGUGGAGGAUAUUCCAAAGACCAAAGUUUUUCGCAAAAGCUCCUCCUUCACUCAAGGGGACUCUGAACCCAUGCCACUGCACCGCAGGUUUGGAGCUCCCUUAGAGAUCCCGUCUAUGAGCAAUGCUAGCGUAGAAGGGAAAAAGCUCCAGGAGGCAGCCUCAAUGUCAGCACUGACAGAACAAGCAACACUGGAGUCUACUUCUACUUCCCCAACAAAGAGGACUUCCUUUACACUUCCAAGACCAGGAGUGGACCAACAGAACAGUGUGCGAGAACAUGGAGACAUAGACAGGAUGACAAAGAGUAGGACCAAAACUCAGUUAGAACAAGCACAUAGAGUAGAGACCGAGUCCACAUCACCCUCUCUAAUCACUCCAAUAAUUGUGGUAGAGGAGGAAGAUGAAGCGGCUGGUAGAAAAGAAAAGCAGGAGUUACAUAGUGACAAACUUUCACCUGCUAUUACAAGUACCAUUCAGGCUGUCACAGUGCCAGUUCAAAAAUCUGCUGAGACCCCAAUAUCGAAGGACCCUGCAGCUACAGGGAAGCCAAAUGGUACAACAUGCACAGAUGUCCCUACAUUGCCUGAACAUCCAGCAGUAUACGCCAAGGUAGCAACUCCUGACCAAUCUCCUGCUUGUUCAUCAUCAAAUACUGAUCUUCCUACCGCCACCCGUCAGCUUGUGCUCAGGACAGAUAUCAAAGACAUUGAUUCAGAAGACGUCUUUGAAGCUAGGUUUAAGAAACGGGAGUCAUCUUUGACUCGUGGACUCCGAAAGUUGACCAGGAACAAAUCAGAGGAGAAAUCCCCGUUAUUAAGUCGUAAGGCGGUUGAGGGAGGUGAGGACAUUUACAGGCCAGGUCCAAGGGGUGCACCACUUGAAAUGGUUGCCAAGGGACUACAAGAGAAAUCUAAAUCUGUUCAGGAUUUAAGGGAAGACGAUAAGGAAACAGGCCUUGGUCGAAUUGGGAGAUUUUCCUUGCGGGCAAAGAAAUCGACGACCGCUGACAAGAAGGGUGAGAAACCAAAGGAGGAAUCUGCUGUAACCAAGAGGGUUUCAUGGGCCAUUGGGCGUAGCAAGUCCCUGGAUACAAAAGAGCCAAGCAGCACAGGGCCACAGAGGCAGGUAGAAGAAAGUGAGCAAAGAAAAGAUGAGGAGUCAUCGGUUUCUGCUAUGAGGCGCAGGUUUGAGUCCAAAGUGGCAGGAAUUUCUGCCAAGAUUAGGCCACAAUCUGAGGAGAGAAAGAAUAAAGAUGCUGAGGGAAGUCAAAAAGACUUGGUGCAAAAGGACUCCAAAAAAGUCACAGAUUCCCCUAUCCUCGCAAUGCGACAGAAGUUUGAGAACAAAGUGGCAGGAUUAUCCUCAAAGAUCCGUAGUCAGUCUGAGGAGAGAAAAGGAGAGUCUGAGGGAAAGAGGACACCCUUGUUUACGCGCCAUCGUCAUUCCCAAUCGGAGGGACGUGGACUCCAAGGAAUGGGCAUCCCUGAAAAUCAACUGGCACAACAGGCUGGCACUGGUGCGUCCAAGGAGUCAAAUGAAUCCGUGUCUAGCUUCCAUUCCGAAAAAGGCUCAGAGAGUGACAGGCGUUCACGGUGGGACAGGUGGGGGUUGACAAGAAGCAAGAAAGAAAAAACCCCUUCCCAGUCUGAUCUGUCUUCAUCCAUCCCCAAAGAGGGGGCUUUGUCAAACAGUCAGCAGUUCAUCCGCUCUGCUUCAGAUUUUGCUCCUGUGUUCCACAUUAAACUGAAAGACCACAUCUUGUUGGAGGGAGAGUCUGUCACCCUCAGCUGUCUUCCAGCAGGAAGUCCACAUCCGGAAAUUACAUGGAAGAAAGAUCGCAAUCCACUGGAGGUGGAUGACCGCAUCAGCCUGGUCUCUCACCCUGAUGGCAGGGAGCUACUUACCAUCAUGAAGUCCUGCCGGAAAGACACUGGAAUUUAUGAGUGUGUAGCUACCAACCCUAUAGCUACCAUCACCACCUCCUGCACACUAUCCAUAGCUUGUGUCCCAAAACGUCCAGGAACCCCCGAAGUCCCCCAGACUUUUAACAACACAGCUCUGGUCCUAUGGAAGCCAGCAGACACUCAGUCCCCGUGCAGCUACACGCUAGAAAGGAAAGCAGAAGGAGAUUCCAAGUGGACGAUUGUGGCGACCGGUGUAAUUGACUGCUACUACAACGCCACAGAUCUGCCAGCAUGUGGCACCUUCAGGUUCCGCGUCUGCUGCGUCAACAAAGCUGGACAGGGGCCACACAGCAACCAGUCUGCUCCAGUCUGCCUGGACUCAGCAGCUGAGAGUGUAUCACCCAUUGUAGCCAUUGUGAAAACGGUCCCAACACCACCAGUUGUCACCUCCUCAGUGAUCGGGCCUCUGUUCAAACCAGUCCAGUACAGUGCUCCCAGGAUAACCGUCCCCACCAUCACCUCCACGUCCACCUCUCCUAAAGACCCCUCACCUGUGGUGGUCCCGCCCAUACCUGCGUCCUCUCUGCCUCCCAGUCCUGCAGAAAAACCUUCACCAGCAUCGUCAGGCACGGCAACUGCAGAGGCUCCAAAAACAAGCUCCGGUCUUCCUUCUUCACCCACGGUCAAGGCACCUCCGCCGUUUGUCCUCCCCAAACCCCAGAGUCCAGUCAACGUGGUGACCCCUAUGACCCAGACCCCAUUCAUAUCACCCCCACCUCCUCUUGUCACCCCACCCUUGACCCCCACAAAAUCAGCAGUGGCUUCUGUGCCCACAUAUGUUCCCACCGCCACCAUCACUGCUCGUGUGGCGCCAACUCCUGUCUCAUUUACCCCCCAAGUUCUCCAGGCAUCCAGCCUGAGCCCCAUCGGUGAUGGGUCCAGUACCCCCACCAGGGGUACCCCAUCAGGACGUACCACACCCUCUACUGCUCUACGACAGGGGGUUCCACAGAAACCCUACACUUUCCUGGAUGAGAAAGCCAGAGGUCGGUUUGGAGUGAUCCGCGAGUGCCGGGAGAAUGCGACAGGCAAGAUCUUCAUGGCAAAGAUCAUUCCCUACAGUCAGGAGAACAAGUCGGACAUCCUGAAGGAGUACGAGAUCCUUAAGUCCCUUCACAAUGAAAAGGUGAUGUCACUGCACGAAGCUUAUGUCACACCGCGUUACCUGGUGCUGGUGGCAGAGUACUGCACCGGUAAAGAGCUGCUGUACAGCCUCAUCGACAGGUUCCGUUACUCUGAGGACGACGUGGUGGGGCACCUGGUCCAGAUCCUACAGGGUGUCGAGUACCUCCACAGCCGCCGUGUCCUCCACCUUGAUCUAAAGCCCGACAACAUCAUGGUGACCAACCUCAACGCCAUCAAGCUUGUGGACUUUGGCAGCGCCCAGAGCUUCAACCCCCUCAGCCUCAGACAGCGGGACUCCAGAGUAGGAACACUGGAAUACAUGGCUCCUGAGAUGGUAAAAGGAGAAGUGGUUGGUCCUCCUGCAGAUAUCUGGACUGUUGGGGUUGUCGCCUACGUUAUGCUUAGUGGUCGACUGCCCUUUGAAGAUAAAGACCCUCUAAAGGUUGAAUCCAAAAUCCUGAUGGCAAAGUUUGACUCAACAAAACUGUACCCAAAUGUGUCCCAAAGUGCCUCUGCCUUCCUCAAGAAGAUGUUGAGCAGUUACCCGUGGGCUCGUGCCACGAUACGAGACUGCUUCAUGCACGCUUGGCUUCAGGAUUCCUACCUGAUGAAGCUGAGAAGACAAACACUCACCUUCACCUCCAACCGUCUCAAAGAGUUCCUGGUGGAACAGCAGUGCAGUCGCACGGAGGACGCCACAAAGCACAAAGUGCUGCUGCGCACCUACCAGAGCACGACGCAGCCCCCGACGCCUGGCACUGCGGCGCGUGUUCCCAGCUGAAGUGAAGCGACGGUGCAAGUGAACAACCGCACCGGACAUGGGUUUGCGGCGCCUCGUUCUGCCGAGAGUGAAGCAGAACAUCAACUUUCGAUGCAUCUCAGCUCCUCUGUGAAUAAGUGCUGUGUGGAAAAUGUCAGCCUGCAAAAAAGAGAGGAGCACACAGGAGAUGUGCAAGACAGCUGCUUUAAAGCUGUAGUAACAGUAGAACAGGUUUGAGCUCUCAACACUAAUGGGAUCCUGAGGUGAAACAACAACACUAAGAGGAGAGGAAAGAGCAGCACACUGCUGUGACGUCUGAAUGAUUCACAAACUGUUCAUCCACCGAGAGAACACGGGCUGUUCUGGGGCUUUUUUUUGUUUUUUUUUGUUUUUAUCGAUUGCACAAUUUCUCAGUCGUGCGGUGAAUUCUUAAAGUGCACAUUAAUCUUUGGUUUUUCAACAAAACACUGGUCAUCCACACUGCACUACUGCCUUUGUGUCACGAAAUUUAGUAGUAAACAACUCAUGUGAAUGUAUCAUGAUUUAAGCUGCUAAAUUACACAUUUUAAAAGUCCAAAAAAUAUAUUUUUUUUGUCUUGAAAUUGUUUACUUUUUUUCCAUGUUAAUUUAUUUGCAUGUGUGUAUGUAUUUGUGUGUGUGUGCGAGUGCGAGGAAGCAUUUUUGAUUCACUUUUCAAAUUGGCUUCGAAGCCAAAAACAAUAAGAUUUUUUUUUAAAAAGAAGAAGUGUGUUUGUGGUCGGUGUUAGGAUUCACACAGUGAAAAUGAUGUGUUUUAGGGUGAGUUAGGACUUUGUGGUGAAACGUCUCGUUCUGUGGUUUAAAACUCAACUUUUUACCUGUGAUACAACUCUGGAAAGCAGUCUGUGAUGUAGAUAGUGUUUUCUUUUGAAAAGCCACACUAAAAGUAAAUUACUGUGCUGUUGUUUCUCAGUGUUACCCAUCAGUUGGUCUGGUUGCUUAAGUCACGAUUGCCCAGUUAGUGCCUAAACCAAAUUAACAUCGAAAACAUUUAUCAUGUAAAUGUUACACCUGGAUUAUUUGAAUAAAGCAAAAAAAAUAUAUAGUAUUAGGACUUGCAUAAGAGCAGACAUGCAUAUAGAUUCUUAUAUAUACAUUUAUACAGGCAUACAUACAGUACACACAGUCCUUGUAAUAAUAGAAUGUCUUGUGUAUUUGCUCUUUCACAGUUUCUUUUUUUGUAUGAAUUUGGACGGUUGACGAUUUGUAAAUGUACCAAUUUUGCGGUGUUUGUAUGUGGAAGAUUUGAAAAUGUUUUUAUGACAUAGUACGUAUGUAAUAAACUAUUGAUACCGUUAGGGAAAUGA
Solea senegalensis (Senegalese sole) is the source of this 11525-nucleotide messenger RNA. RefSeq names its product striated muscle preferentially expressed protein kinase-like. NCBI's taxonomy places the organism in Eukaryota, Metazoa, Chordata, Actinopteri, Pleuronectiformes, Soleidae. The transcript is spliced from 41 exons. The record is from RefSeq and is a predicted model, not a curated record. The coding region runs from base 151 to 10200 and encodes 3349 amino acids. Gene Ontology annotation, molecular function: protein kinase activity; protein binding; ATP binding. Gene Ontology annotation, biological process: protein phosphorylation.